AUGGUUUGGGGAAUUUUAAUGCAGUUGUUAUCUGAACUUUUCACAUUUACUUCUAUUAUUGUCUUGGUAAUAUUUGUUAUUUCUAUAUAUUAUUUAAUUCAAUUUUUUUAUAAUAAUGAUUCAUUGUCAGUUUAUGAAAAUAUUGAAUCAACAUCUGAAACACCAAUUGAUGAUAUUUCUAUACCAAGUGAUAACCUAAUAAAUAAUGAUAAUUCAAUUGAAGAAAUAAAAAAGACCGGAAUGGAUUUUAAAUCAUUUGUUAAAAGAAGGCAUUCCAGUACAUCAGGGCGAUCAUUCCUAAUUGCUAAGGCUGCCCAUAAUUAUAUUUGUGAUAAAAAAAAUACAUUUAGAAGGCAAAUGACAGAAAUAUCAAGAGAAUCAUUACCAAAACCACCAAAAGAAUUUUUUGAACCUAGUUCUGCCCAAGAAAUUCCUAAUCAUUUGAAACCAGAAAAUUUUUAUCUUAUACAUUCAUUAAGAAUGUUAGAAUUACCAACUAAUUUUGCAUCAGAUGUUUUACAAUCAAGUAAAUUUACAGCUAAAAAAGGUGAUAUUAUAGUUAAACCAGGAGAUGAAGAUGAUCAUUUAUAUGUUGUACUACAAGGAUGUUUAAAUGUAUAUAUUAAAAUUAAUGAAUGUAAAGAAUGUUUAGUAAAAAAAAUUGACAAAGGACAUAUGUUUUUUUCAUUUUUAUCACUAGUAGAUGUUUUAAUGGGAAAAGAGUCAAAAUUUAAGACUGUUUCAGUGAGAGCAGCUGAAGAUUGUAUUGUGGCAAAGUAUAAUUUAAAUCGUUUUAAAGAAUCAUUUAAUGAAAAUCCAAAAGAUUGGAUAAGACCUAUUCAGAUUAUUGUCACGAGACUUUUACAUGUGACUAUGACUACAUUACAUCAUUAUUUAGGGUUAACAGAAGAGUUAAUGAAAAGUAGGAGUAUAGAUGAAAAUCUAACUGAAAAAGAAAAAAAAUUUCAUAGAUUUGGAAAUUCUAUUAGGGUUACAAAAAGUAAUACUAGAAAUAAAAUGAGGCGGUUGUUUAGUUAUGAUGAGGCACAUGAUCAAUUAGAUAUUGCCAUAAAAUAUUUUGGAGAAACAUUAGGUAUACCUGUAGAAAAAGCUAAUUUAUUAUUACAAGAUCGUGUUGAUAUGUUAGUUGCUUCAGAAAAUCAAACUGUUAUUGAACAAGGUUCAAAUGAUAAUGUAAAAUUGAUUCUUGUUGUAUCAGGAGCAUUAAGAUUAUUACAAGAGGUAAAAGAGGAAGAAACAAUUUUAGAUGAUGAUAUUGAUAGUAUGUUUGAUAGUGAUCAAAUAACUGAAAAAGGUUAUCAUUUAAUUUUACAAAAAGAAAUUGUUGGUGGAUUACAGUUAUUGUCAAAUGAACCUUCAUUUUAUAAAGUUAAAGCUGUGUCAAAUUGUGUACUAGCAACAAUAGGAAAAAAUGAAUUUAAUGAAUUAUUAAAUGAAUGUCCAGAAAUUGCUUUACAUGUAGCAUAUUCUAUAGUAAGAAGAUUGUCACCUUUUAUUAGAGCUGUUGAUUUUGCUUUAGAAUGGAAUUUACUAGAUUCUGGACAGGCUUUAUUUAGGCAUGGUGAUAAGGCUGAUAGUUUGUAUGUUGUAUUAACAGGUCGUUUAAGAUCUGUUGAUAAAAAAUCAGUUUUAGAAGAAUUUGGAAAAGGGUCUGCCAUUGGUAUGGUAGAAUUGGUUCAAAAAAGACCUCGUCAAUCAACUGUCCUUGCAAUUCGAUAUUCACAAAUAUCUGAGGUGUCAAAUAAUUUAUUGAAUUAUAUAAAAUUACAAUUUCCACAAGUUGGAUUUAGGCUUAUAAAAUUACUUGGAAAUUAUUUUGAUUCUUCAAAUAGUCAAAAUACUUUAUUAAAUGGACCACCAUUGUCAAUUGAUGGAAUAUCUCAAGAUGCCAUUUCACACAUUAAUAAUCUUCAUACUGUUGCAAUACUACCAGCUUCUAAAGAUGUUCCUCAUACAGCAUUUACAUGUGAAUUAUAUCAUGCUCUAAAUUUUUCAAAACAUGUCUUACGUCUUUCGUCAUCGAAAAUUAAAGAACAAUUAGGUAAUUCUGUUCUUGAAAAACAAGCUGACUUUCGACUUAUGCAUUGGUUAAAUGCUCAGGAAGAUAUAUAUCCAUUAAUUAUAUAUGAGUGUGAUUAUGAAACAACUAUGUGGACAAGGAGAUGUUUAAGACAGGCAGAUGCUAUUUUAGUUGUUGCUAAUGGUGCUAAUAAACCAUUAGAAAAAAGUUUUGUUGAUGAGCAUAUGAUGAUGAAUCAAGAUGGUAUUAGAACAUGUAAAGAAUUAGUUUUAUUAUGGGGAGAAGAUGUUAGUAGUCCUAAGGGUACAUAUAAUUGGUUAAAAGGAAGUUAUUUUUCUGGUCAUCAUCAUGUUAGAAUGAAUAAGAGAAUGUUACAGUGGGAUUUAAAUGAUAGUGAUACUGAAAAAGAAAUUUUAGAUUAUUAUGAAAAAAAUGUUUAUUUUGAGAAACUUAAUGUUCAUAGUGAUUUUAGUAGAUUAGCAAGAAUAUUAACUGGAAAUGCAAUUGGUUUAGUAUUGGGUGGAGGUGGAGCACGUGGGUCAUCACAUAUAGGAGUAUUGAAAGCAAUGAAAGAAUUUGAAGUACCUAUUGAUAUUAUUGGUGGAACAUCUAUUGGUUCAUUUAUUGGAGCUUUAUAUGCCCAAGAUCCUAGUAGUGAAACAAUUAUUGAAAGAUCAAGUAGAUGGUUUCAUGUAAUGUCUUCAAUAUGGAAUAAAAUAUUUGAUUUAACUUAUGCAUAUUCAGCUAUGUUUUCUGGUGCCGGUUUUAAUAAAUCGAUUAGAGAUGUUUUUAAAGAAAGUUAUAUUGAAGAUUGUUGGAUUCCAUAUUUUUGUAUUAGUACUGACAUAACAGCUUCUGAAAUGAGAGUUCAUCGUUCUGGUUCAAUAUAUUCAUAUGUUCGAUCAUCAAUGUCAUUAGCUGGAUAUUUACCACCAUUAUGUGAUCCAAUUGAUGGACAUUUAUUGUUAGAUGGUGGAUAUGUUAAUAAUUUACCAGCUGAUGUUAUGCGUUGUUUAGGGGCUAAAUUUGUCAUAGCUGUAGAUGUUGGUUCUAGAGAAGAAAGAAAUCUUUAUAAUUAUGGUGAUACUUUAAAUGGAUUUUGGGUUUUAUUUAAAAAAUUAAAUCCAUUUUGUGAACCUCCUGUUGUAUUAAAUAUGGAAGAAAUUCAAAGUCGAUUAGCAUAUGUAUCAUGUACACGUCAACUUGAAAUGGUAAAAAAAGCUCCAUAUUGUUGUUAUUUAAGGCCUCCUAUAGAAGAAAUAAAAACACUAGAUUUUCAUCGUUUUGAUGAAGUUAAAAAUUUGGGUUAUGAAUACGGAAAAAAAAAGAUUGAACAUCUUGUUAAUAAUAAUGAAACAAUACAAGCUAUUCUUGAUCCAGUUAAAGGUCGCUUAAGGAAAGGUAAAGUAUCUGGUAAUGAGUUAAAUUAUUCUCAUUUAACUCGAGCAUCAUCAUUUACUGACCUUGCUGCAAGAAUAUCUAAAAUUCCAUCAAUGAGAACAAAUAAUUCAAUUUCUGAUUUCACAUCUUUAGAUAUUUGUGAAGAGUCUUCUGAUGAAGAUAAAGAGAGUACUCCAGAAGUAAGAACAGAACAAAAUUCAAGAGCUGUUACUCCAAAACCAUCAAUUGAAUAA
Strongyloides ratti is the source of this 3675-nucleotide messenger RNA. Its product is annotated as Neuropathy target esterase sws. Gene Ontology annotation, biological process: phosphatidylcholine metabolic process. The record is from RefSeq and is a predicted model, not a curated record. Gene Ontology annotation, cellular component: endoplasmic reticulum. Bases 1 to 3675 code for a protein of 1224 amino acids. NCBI's taxonomy places the organism in Eukaryota, Metazoa, Nematoda, Chromadorea, Rhabditida, Strongyloididae. The transcript is spliced from 3 exons. Gene Ontology annotation, molecular function: phosphatidylcholine lysophospholipase A1 activity.